Molecule: messenger RNA, 1449 nt
Organism: Nylanderia fulva
Lineage: Eukaryota; Metazoa; Arthropoda; Insecta; Hymenoptera; Formicidae
Source: RefSeq, a predicted model, not a curated record
UGACAUUUUAUUUACUGUAUUUACCCGAGAGUAAACAGAAACGCUCUCUCUUUCGCCGGGAAUAUAAUUGAAUAUUCCGUUCGACAGAUAUACGUCGCUACAGACGCGUACUCGUCAUAUCUUCGCUGACAGCUGACAGCUGACAGCCGGACGAGGAAGGAUGCCCGGGACUCCGAUGGAGCAGGACAACAACGUGUUGGGGAAGCUGCAGAGCGAACGCUCGCCGGACGAACCGAAGAACGAGUCCGUCGUGCGCGAAAUCACGCAGACCGAUCGGCUGAACAAGAAGCUGCUCGUGUCGGUCCUCGAGCGGAUGAAGAAAUCGGACGGGCAGUUCGACAAGUUUAUGGAGGACGAGAGGGGAAAUUGCGAGUCGCACGACGACAGCGAUUUCUAUACUUUAUAUACUAUCAUGACGGACAUUCCUGAUUACGAGGGGGAUGAUGAUAUCGUGGAUUACUAUGAGAAUAAAGAGUCUGAUGAUGAGCGUGGUAGCCUUGGAGUGGCAGAGGAAGCAACUUCGGAUAACGAAGGAGAAAGUGCACGAAGAAUCGAUCCAUCAAAGCCUAAAUCGCAUACAGUAAGAAAACCUAUUCCCAAAUUGAACACAGAACGAUUGAAAGGUGCAAAUGGUAUUCAUACCAUCGAAAAGUAUUUCGAGGGUUUCAAGUUUUAUGGAAAAGGACACGAGAAGACAGACCUCGACAGGAUCAUGAAAAGAUUGGAACACUGGUCCUACAGAUUAUUUCCAAAGUACCAUUUCGAUGAUUUUCUUACAAGAGUCGAGCAGCUUGGAAAGAAGAAGGACUUGCAGGUUUUUAUUAAAAGAUACCGAUUGAAUAUGGUCUCUUCGGAUGAUAAUUUAAUUAUCGAUGAUAAUGUGGAUGAUGAAGAGGAUCAACAAGAAAGUGCACCUCUGGACGACUUUGAUUUAUUAAUAACUGAACAAAUUCAAAAACAAAAGCAAGCUGAAGCACGAGCUUCUACACCUGCAGCUCCCAGCACUUCUAACGAGGAUGCGUUUGAUCUACUUUUGACACAAUCCAAUAAUAUAUCAAAUUCACAAGCACCAGAACCUGCAAGCACUGCCAAGGAUGAUUUGAGCACUGAGAUGAAAGAAAGGAUUGAAAGAAACAAACAGCUAGCUAUUCAAAGAAGACUUCAGAGGCAGAAGGAACGCGAGGAAGAAGAAUCCAAGAAAAUGAAAUUGGUCGAAAGCACAAAUAUAGAAACUCUAAAUGAAAAUAAUAAUCCUACAGUUCAUAACGAGAUAGAUGCAUCUCAGGUCGAUAGUACGGGCUCACAAAUCAAUGAAAAUGAAAAUGAAGCAAUUGGUGGUAAAUUGGAGGAAGUACUAUCGAGUGAGAAGCCAAUAACAGAUGAUAUUUAAGCGAAGUAAAAUAUUUACUAAUAUAAAAUUUUUAUUAUAUUCACAUAUAUAUGCGUAUA